Miscanthus lutarioriparius is the source of this 510-nucleotide messenger RNA. NCBI's taxonomy places the organism in Eukaryota, Viridiplantae, Streptophyta, Magnoliopsida, Poales, Poaceae. The record is from the annotation of a GenBank genome assembly.
AUGAUGGCGAUCAAGGGCUACUUCCGGGCGCCGGCGAUGCUGCAGGGGAGGAAGAGGAAGCAGCAGGCGUCGGAGCGGGGGCUCCGCGGCGUCGGCGGCGGCGGGGACGACAGCCUGGGCGCGGCGCUGCUCGACGAGGCCGAGCUGCCGGCGGUGCCCAGGGGCUACUUCGCUGUCUACGUGGGCGCGGAGGCGCGCCGGUUCGUCGUGCCCACGGCCUACCUCCGCCAGCCGGCGUUCCGGGAUCCUCAUGGAGCGCGCCGCCGAGGAGUUCGGCUUCGCGCAGGCCGCCGGCAUCCGCAUCCCGUGCGGCGAGGAGGACUUCGAGGCCACCCUCGCCGCGCUCGAGCUCGAGUCCGCCGUGGCGCGCCGGCGCCCCCGGCUCCCCACGGCGGCCGCCAAAUUGCCCGAGGCCAGGUCUCGGUAGCAAGCCAAGCAGCCAUGCGUGCAGAAUUUGCUGGCCAUGGAGAUGUACAAUGCAAGGAUUCUUUGCAGCUCAAGCUGACUUGA